AUGAAUAAUUUUAACAUUUGUUACAAUGCAUUAUGUCGUGCAUUUGAUAAAGAAAAUGCGAUAAUACCACCUACUCUAGUCGAAAUUCUGAAGCCUCAAAAUCCCGUGGAUUCAUCUAUCAUUCAUACGAAUACAAAUGAUGACGAAGCUGAAUGUCGUACUACAACAAAUAGCGAAGAUUUUAGUGACGAUGAAUCCGACGGUUCAGACAACAUCGAUUCGAAAAAUAUAAAUCAGAUAAACCUCAAGAGCCGUACAAAUGACAAAUCUGCAGAUACACCAAAAUCUCUAUCAAGAUCAUUCUCAACAUUAGCAAUAACAACAAACGCAAAUUCACUCAAUUUACCGUUAUCAUCAAUAAAGCUAACAAUCAAACCAAAUCCACUCGGCUUACCUCAUGAUCAAAAACAGCGACAAGAAAUUGAUUACAAGCUAAAUCAACUCAUCUUCGAUGAGAUAUCGAAAAAAGUAAAAGAUAUUUUGGAAAAACAAGGACGAACAACACGAACCAGUUCGAUCAUCAAAGCUAGUAAAAACAUUGACUCACUUCUCCUAUCAAAACGAAAAGGAACCGUACUAACAUUUUUAUCGGUUUAUCUAUCUGUGAAUGUUGCUGAGUCACUUAAUGAUACGGUUGUACCUACUGUUUCUUCUGAUGAGAAUGCAUUAGAAACAAGUGUUGGUGACGAUGAUGACAGUAUUAAUAGUGACUCAAGUAGGCCAUUUUCACCAUCUACUUCGCAUGAUUCGCUUAGUUCAGAUAUUUCGUUUUAUAUGUGUAACGAUAUAAUGAAGACAAAUGCCUAA
This is a messenger RNA of Rotaria socialis, 807 nucleotides long. NCBI's taxonomy places the organism in Eukaryota, Metazoa, Rotifera, Eurotatoria, Philodinida, Philodinidae. The record is from the annotation of a GenBank genome assembly.